Fragaria vesca subsp. vesca is the source of this 2667-nucleotide messenger RNA. RefSeq names its product putative ribonuclease H protein At1g65750-like. The transcript has 3 exons. NCBI's taxonomy places the organism in Eukaryota, Viridiplantae, Streptophyta, Magnoliopsida, Rosales, Rosaceae. The record is from RefSeq and is a predicted model, not a curated record. Bases 1 to 2667 code for a protein of 888 amino acids.
AUGAGUUCAGUUUUAAACUCAGUGGAAGCUAGAGUCACUGCUGAGAUGAAUGAGCAACUGCUUUUGCCGUGUGAAGAUGGGGAAAUCAAAGCAGCUUUAUUUCAUAUGUGUCCUUCAAAAAGCCCCGGCCCGGAUGGUGCUAGCUUUGAAAAUGCCAACCUCACUCACUUAUGCCUCAUUCCAAAGAUCAAAGAGCCAAAAGAAGCGAGUCACUUUCAACCAAUUACUCUAUGCAAUGUCCUCAUUAGAAUUGCCUCCAAAGUGGUAGAAAAUAGACUCAAAUGUCUAUUACCUGACAUUAUUUCUCCAUUACAAAGUGCUUAUGUCCCUGGCAAGUUAAUAUCGGAUAACACUUUAAUUGCUACAGAGGUAGCCCACUUUAUGCAUGCGCUUCGGAAACAACAAGAAGGUUUCUUCUCCUUGAAGUUGGAUAUUUCAAAAGCUUAUGAUAGGCUAGAGUGGCAUUUUCUUGAAGCCAAGUUGUUGAAUCUUGGUUUUGCCCAAGCUUGGGUCACUCAGAUCAUGCUUGGUGUCACUUCUGUCCAAUACUCCAUCUUACUGAAUGGCAAACCCACUGAAGUCAUUUCUCCCUCUCGAGGUAUUAGGCAAGGGGAUCCAUUAUCACCUUACUUAUUCAUUCUGUGUGCAGAAGGGCUCUCAUCCCUCAUCUCUAAAGUUGUAGCAGAUUACACUAUAAAGGGUUUGAAAUUAAGUCCUCAAGCUCCAAUUCUGCAUCAUCUGUUUUUUGCAGAUGAUAGUUUUAUUUUUGGUGCAGCCGAGGCAGAUGAAUGUCAGAGGUUUAGAACACUCCUCAACAUGUAUGAAAGUGCUUCUGGACAAAAAAUAAAUUAUCAGAAGAGCAGUGUGGUUUUUAGAAGAAAUGUCUCUCCUGAGAAUCAAAGUGAGUUGGCUGCUAUUCUACAAGUCCAACUAUCAACUGAACAUGACAGGUAUCUAGGUCUUCCUCUUCGAGUUGGAAAAUCCAAAACUCAAAUUUUUGCGUACAUCAAAGAAAAGCUCUCAAACAAGUUACUUGGUUGGAAAGCAAAACUUCUCAGUGUUGCAGGCAAAGAGGUUUUAAUCAAGGCAGUAGCUCAAACUAUGCCACUUUAUGCUAUGAACUGUUACUUAUUGCCAAAGACCCUUUGUGAAGACAUUCAUCAGCUAUGUGCAGCAAUGCUAGCUAAACAAGCAUGGAGGCUGGUUAAAUUCCCAAACUCUCUGGUGGCUCAGGUUUUUAAAGCUAGGUACUACCCGUACUGUUCAUUUUGGGAAGCUCAACUUAGUGAGCAUCCUUCCUUUUCUUGGAGGAGUAAUUUUCAGAGCAGACCUGUCUUGCAAGCAGGUAUACAAUGGAAAAUUGGAGAUGGUGCUCAGAUUAAUAUUUGGAAUGAUGCCUGGAUACCAAACUGCCCCAAGUACCUAAUUCACAAACCAAAUUCAUGUCAACUGAAUCUAGUUCAAGACCUCAUUGAUCCUCAGUCCAGAACUUGGAAUAAUGUAAAGGUACAACAAUGCUUCCCUAAUGCUAUCAGUAAAAAAAUAUUGUGCAUUCCAUUGAGUAAUACAGUUAUAGCUGAUCGACUUACCUGGAAACAAGAAAGAAGAGGUAAUUAUUCAGUCAAAACUGCUUAUUGGAUUGCAAGAGCUAUUGUCAUGCCAAAUGCUCUUGCCUCAUCUUCUUCUGGUGAUCCAUUUGAACCUCUCUGGAAGAAAUUGUGGCAAUCGAAAAUUCCAGGUAAAGUACUCAUUUGUGCUUGGAGAGCAUGUAAUAAUAUUUUGCCCACUAGAGCUCGCUUAACCAUAAAAGGUUAUACUGGUCCAGUGAAGUGUGUCUCCUGCCCUCAUUGGUAUGAAGAUAUUGCUCAUAUCAUGUGUGCUUGUCCCUUAGCAAAAGACAUUUUAUCCAGGGGGCCUCUCAAGCUAUCUGCUAUCUGGUCACCUAUUUUUGACUUUAAAGAAUGGAUGCUUGAACAAGCAUUGUCUCUCUCAACUGAAAAGUUUGCAAAAUUGCUGAUGGUAAUAUGGGGUUUAUGGAGAAACAGGAAUAAUACUUUUUGGUCCCAAAAACCCCAAUUUGCAGCUGAUAUUUUGUGUGGUACUAUGGCUUGGUAUUAUGAGUUUGUGGAAGCUACUAAACCUCUUGUUCCAAAGAAAAAUCAGCAAACCAGACCUAGAUGGAGUCCACCAGCAGUCGGAGUCCUAAAACUAAAUGUUGAUGGAGCAUUUCUGCAUAACAAUACUGAUGGUGGUAUUGGUGGCAUUCUCAGAAAUUCACAUGGUCAUGCCAUUGCUGCUUUCGCUUAUCAUCUCACAAAUGUCACUUCUCCAAAGCAAGUUGAAUUGGAAGCAAUUCGAACUGGUUUACAAUGGAUGCACAAGCUGGGAUAUCAUGACUAUGAGAUUCAAACAGACUGCCAGCUUGUUGUUCAAGACAUUGUGGCCACAGACUUCUUGCUAAUGGAGUAUGGUAAUAUUCUAGCUGACAUUCAUGUUGCUCUUAAUAGAAUGAGAAAUGUCAAGAUCACCUUUGCUGCUAGAACUACAAAUUGUGUAGCUCAUAGACUAGCUAGUUUUGCUUUUGAACAAUCGAAUCAGCUUGAAUGGCUGGAUUCUAUGCCUAUCAUGCUUAGAGAGGUUCUAAGGUAUGAUUGUACCAACAUAUGA